CAUCAAAGGCUGGCGUGGGUACUGCGGCCUCGAGUUUAGUUGGUGUCCGGCGGAGGGGCAUCAAAGGCCGGCGUGGGUACUGCGGCCUAAAGUGUGGCUGGUGUCCGGCGGAGGGUGAUUGGGGGCUACAGCGUCCCGUGUGGCUGGUGUCCGGAAGGUUUGACCCUCUCUCAGCCCGCCUCUCCCCCCCCACCCCCACCCUCCCCAACCUUAAGGGCCCUGACGCAUCUGGGUUAGAGCAGAGCAAGGUGCUGGGCCGGAUACCGCAAGAGGGACGGGGUCCCGGCAGAGGCCGUCCUUGCCGCAUUGCACCGCGCCCGGGCCUUGUGCGAACGUGGCGGGAUGCGCCGGUGAGGGCCGCUGACUGACGGCGUGACUCCCCGGGGACGGCGGGUGUGCGCUGGAGCCGGCACCUGGCGAGGUUUCCGGCACGUCAAGGUUAUGGCUGAAGAGAAAGGCCAAACUUCCUCAAGGUUCCUGUUUCCCUUCAAACCGUACUCCAUUCAGGAGGAAUUCAUGACUGCACUGUACAAUGUUCUUGAAGAUGGGAAGAUUGGCAUAUUUGAGAGUCCCACCGGGACGGGGAAAUCGCUCAGUCUCAUCUGUGGUGCCCUCACUUGGCUCAGAGACUUUGAAGAGAAAACAAAACUGGAAGCAGCCCAGCUUUUGGAAGAUCGACUUCCACAGCAACGGCGGUCCCAGGAUCUCCAGAAUUCCUCCGAUGCUGGUUCCAAGGAGUCGGAAGCCAAGGCCUCUGGGAGUGAAUUUGACUGGGUCACUGAAUUUGUGCAGAAGAAGGCAGAACGGGACCUGGUUGAUAAAUUAAAGGAUGAAGAAUUAAGAAGAAAGAAAAGAGAAGAACGAUUGGAGCAAACGCGUAAUAAUGUGCAGCUUAAAUACGCUUUGAAGCGCAAGAGAGAUGCCGAUGACACGGAACACCUCAUUCAGAUGAGUAAAGAAGUGGUGACUGCUGAACAGCUGUCAAACACUGAUGGUCUGGACAAGGAGGACGAAGGCUUCAUCCUGGCAGAUUAUGAGAGUGAUGAUGAAAAGAAGUCAAAGGAUUCUAGCCUGUCUGACGAGGAUGAUUUGGAGGAAGAACAUGUGACAAAGAUCUAUUACUGCACACGCACACACUCCCAACUCGCUCAGUUCAUUCAUGAAGUUAAGAAGAGUCCAUUUGGCAAAGAAAUCAGGCUGGUGUCGCUUGGGUCUCGUCAAAACCUGUGUGUAAAUGAGGAGGUGAGGGGUCUAAAAUCAAUCCAGCAGAUCAACGAUCGGUGCCGAGAAAUGCAAAAGAAUAAACGAGCUGACAGAAAUGGCAGCGAAGAUACAGAAGAGACACCAAAACGGAAGCGCAAGAGCCGAGUAACUUGUCCGUUCUACAGCCAUGAGCAGAUGCAGUCCCUGCGCGACGAGGUGCUGGUGGAGGUGAAGGACAUAGAACAAUUGGUGUCACUCGGGAAAGAGAUGAAGGCAUGUCCUUACUAUGCCAGCCGCUAUGCCAUUCCACCAGCGCAGCUGGUGGUGAUGCCUUAUCAAACGCUGCUACACAGCUCGACCAGGCGGGCAUCCGGCAUUAAACUGAAGGGGCAGGUGCUGGUGAUUGACGAAGCACACAACCUUAUUGAUACCAUCACUGCCAUUCACAGCUACAAGGUGACUGGAUCACAGUUGUGCUGUGCUCACUCCCAACUGUCUCAAUACCUGGAGCGUUACAGAAGCAGACUAAAAGCAAAAAACCUGAUGUACAUCAAACAGAUCCUUUAUAUCCUCGUUAAUUUACUUCAGGUUUUAGGAGGAAAGGUUGGACAAAAUCCCAACAUGCAGAAGAUUUUUCAGGGAGGCACUGAGCUACAAUCUAUCAACGAUUUCCUUUUCCGUGCCCAAUUUGACAACAUCAACUUAUUCAAAGUACAGCGUUACUAUGCAAAGAGUAUGCUCAGUCAAAAGCUUCUUGGGUUUGUGGAGAAGUACCAGGAUUUGGUCUCAAAACCAUUCAAUGCACAAAAUCAGAAAGAAUCCAAGACAUCUGCCCUUGGGAAUUUUCUUCAGAAUCUUAAUGACAACUCAAGUGGACUAGUUAAACUCCAUGAGCAGGAAGAGGCCGUGGACAAGGAACAACCUAUGAUGGCAUCGCCGAUGAUGCACAUUGAGGGGUUUAUCUUUGCCCUCACGAGUGCCAACAAAGAUGGGCGAGUGGUCAUUCAGAGACAAGGUACAGUAUCUCAGAGCAGCCUGAAGUUCCUGUUGCUUAACCCGGCCGUCCACUUUGCUGAGGUAGUGAAGGAGUGUCGAGCAGUGGUCAUCGCUGGAGGCACAAUGCAGCCGGUGGCAGACUUCAAAGACCAGCUUCUGUUUAAUUCUGGAGUCUCUGCAGACAGACUGGCGGAGUUUUCCUGUGGUCAUGUAAUUCCACCAGAAAAUAUUUUGCCUAUAGUCCUCUGCAAUGGUCCAUCGGGCCAGCAGCUGGAGUUCACCUUUCAGAAGAGGGACAAGACACCACUGCUGGAUGAAUGUGGCCGGGUUCUGGUGAAUUUAUGUAAGGUGGUCCCUGGUGGCAUAGUGUGCUUUUUUCCGUCUUACGAAUAUGAAAAUCUUGUAUACAAACACUGGGAAAAGACUGGUCUCCUGGUACAACUGGAAACCAAAAAGAAGAUUUUCCAGGAGCCCAGAAAGGCCAGUCUGGUAGAGCAGGUGCUUUCCGAGUAUUCCAGGUGUAUCCAGAACUCAAGCGAAACACCAGGCCCGGUCACCGGGGCUCUGCUCUUAUCUGUUGUUGGGGGAAAGAUGAGUGAAGGAAUCAACUUCUCCGACGACAUGGGCAGGUGCGUGGUGAUGAUUGGAAUGCCAUUUCCCAAUGUGAACUCACCAGAGCUGCAGGAAAGGAUGGCGUACUUGGAUAAGAACAUGGCAAAAACGGAUGGAAAGAGUCCAGGAAAAGUACUACUCGAAAACCUGUGCAUGAAAGCUGUCAACCAGUCUAUAGGGCGUGCGAUCCGCCAUCGUGAGGACUAUGCCAAUAUUGUGCUCCUGGAUCAUCGCUAUACCCAACCCAGAAUCCUUGGCAAGUUGCCAAGUUGGAUCAGGGGCAGAACACGUACAGAGGCUUCAUUUGGACCUGCUCUUGCAGCCAUUGGAAAGUUCUUCAAAGACAGGAAGUCCCUUGGAAAUACUACGUAAAUGGACUCAAUUGAAAGUGAAAUGCUUGUGAUAAUAUCAACCUCACUCGGCUUCACUGAUUUAAGCCACUGAAUCGGUCGGAUGGCCCUUCACCAGUUGUAUGAAAAUAUACACAAUUGUUUCUUAUAAUUUCCAUUUUGCUUGUUUUAUUGUGAUUGAUAGUUGAGUUUUAAGCAUUUGUAAAUUAUUUGUAUUCUCUUUUGCUGAAAUAAAAUAAUAAAUACUUAAAGA
Messenger RNA from Leucoraja erinaceus (little skate), 3414 nucleotides. It is a transcript of the gene ddx11, whose product is annotated as DEAD/H (Asp-Glu-Ala-Asp/His) box helicase 11. Gene Ontology annotation, biological process: nucleobase-containing compound metabolic process; establishment of sister chromatid cohesion. The transcript has 27 exons. Bases 442 to 3183 code for a protein of 913 amino acids. NCBI's taxonomy places the organism in Eukaryota, Metazoa, Chordata, Chondrichthyes, Rajiformes, Rajidae. The record is from RefSeq and is a predicted model, not a curated record. Gene Ontology annotation, molecular function: DNA helicase activity; DNA binding; hydrolase activity, acting on acid anhydrides, in phosphorus-containing anhydrides. Gene Ontology annotation, cellular component: nucleus.